Messenger RNA from Brienomyrus brachyistius, 3859 nucleotides. RefSeq names its product klotho (gene kl). Lineage: Eukaryota; Metazoa; Chordata; Actinopteri; Osteoglossiformes; Mormyridae. The record is from RefSeq and is a predicted model, not a curated record. Gene Ontology annotation, molecular function: hydrolase activity, hydrolyzing O-glycosyl compounds. Gene Ontology annotation, biological process: carbohydrate metabolic process.
AACUAAACCUCCUGUGACCAGAAGGCAACUACAAGCAGCUCACCAUGUUCUUGAUUCUGUACAAAAGUGGUUGGCUGGUCCUUCACACUCCACAAACACACGCCGCGGUCACUCUGAUACCUUCACACACUUUGCACAUUCACCCCGGGCCUCUUUCAAGAUGGUAGUGGCUCCCUGAUACCCUCGCAGCUAGUGUUUAUCUGAGAAAUGUUAGCCCACACUUAACAGGUGUAGAGCUCCCUAAUAUCUGUUAAUACUCCCACUCUGAUACUUUCCAGACGGACACGUAUGCCUGGUCCUAUAAAAGUAUCCAGAAAUGUUCCUACUAAACCCGUCUUCCACAUUUCCUAUAUGCUAAUUUACUAAUAUGCCUCAAGGGAUAUUUCACCGUACUUUUGAUGGCUUUACGAAAGGGCUGAACCUCUGUUUUCAGAUGAGAUCCCCACAGCAUUACUCGUAGCAUCCAAAUACGUUGUUCAAUACCUUCCACAUGGUUAUGCCACAUUUAACUGCACAAGCAAACGCAGAGCGCAGCUAGAAUACCCUUGUACUGCCGCACGCCUGGGUUGCGCCGCGGGUCUGUGGGUAAUAAUUGAUAGAUUUCCUAACAGCGGAAAAGCAGCCCGCUGGGGUUUGUGACAGCUCGCGCUCGGAAAAGCGGGAGAGCAAGACGGUACGGCAUGCAGCGGUUCUGCGGCAGCACAUGAACGAAUGACUGUGUCAUUCGACCGCACAGCCUUGAUUGAGCACCUUAAGAAACACCGAGAGCAUGAUGCGCCCCUCCGGGUUUCUGUUCAUCACCGUAUUUGCUUCACUCAUCCUGCCGGGAGCCACAGGUCCCGGGGCUGGGCAACGCACCUGGGAGAGGUUUAACAAACUGCCCUACCCGGGCGACAAGGCGUUCCUCUACGACACCUUCCCCGGCGGCUUCAUGUGGUCCGUGGGAACAGCGGCUUACCAGGUGGAGGGUGCCUUCGACAGAGACGGCAAGGGACCAUCCAUCUGGGACACCUUCACCCGCGGCGGGAGUCGCGUAGCCAUGGGAGACGUGGGCAGCGACAGCUACCACAACAUGCACGGCGACAUCCGAGCCCUACGCCAGCUGGGCGUCACUCAUUACCGCUUCUCCGUGUCCUGGCCGAGGAUCUUCCCCAACGGCAGCCGCAGCAGCUACAACGAGAUGGGAGCGGGCUACUACAGGAACCUGAUACAGAAGCUGAAGGAGAUUAGGGUUGAGCCGGUGAUCACCCUGUACCACUGGGAUCUGCCUGAUCACCUGCAGCACCAUCUCGGUGGAUGGGCCAACCCCGUCCUGGUGGACCUCUUCCGUGACUAUGCCGACUUCUGCUUCCAAACGUUCGGCAGUAGUGUCAAGUACUGGAUCACCAUAGACAACCCAUUCAUGGUGGCCUGGCAUGGAUACGGCACUGGGAUGGUGGCACCGGGCAUCAGAAAUGACUCAGAUUUGCCUUUCAAAGUUGGACACAAUCUCCUCAAGGCCCACGCUGCCGCCUGGCACCUGUAUGAUGAAAAGUACCGGCGGGCGCAGGGCGGGAAGGUAUCCAUGGCCCUGGCCUCCCACUGGAUCAUGCCCAGUAAGACGCGGAGGGAGAACCUGCACGCGUGUCAGUGCUCACUGAACUUCGUGCUGGGCUGGUUCGCGCGGCCGCUCUUCGUGGAUGGGGGGUACCCAUCCUGCAUGCGCAGCCUGCUCGGCCCCCGCCUGCCCGCCUUCAGCCCCCGCGAGGCCGCCUUCGUCAACGGCACGGCUGACUUCUUCGCCCUCUCGCACGGGCCGUCGGUCAGCUUCCAGCUGAGCAACGACAGUUUGAAGUUCGGCCAACGGGAGGAGCUGGACCUGCGCAUGCUGCUGUACUGGGUCCGGGCCGAAUACAACAACCCUCCCAUCUUCAUCGUGGAGAGCGGCUGGUUCGUCAGCGGCGACACCGGCACCGAGGACCCCAAACACAUGUACUACAUGAAGAGGUUCGUCAUGGAGACGCUGAAAUCAAUUAAGUACGACAACGUGCAGGUGAUCGGCUACACGGCCUGGUCCCUGUUGGACGGGUUCGAGUGGCACAGGGAGUACGGGAUCCGCCGGGGUCUAUUCUACGUGGACUUCACCUCUCCAGACAUGAAGCGCGAGCCCAAAACGUCGGCCAUCUUCUACGAGAAGCUGAUCGAGAAGAACGGCUUCCCCUUGCUGCCGGAGAACGAGCAGGCCAGCGGGGUCUUCCCAUGCGGCUUCGCCUGGGGUGUGGCGUCCGACUCCAUCGAGGUGGAGAUCACGCCGUCCCAGUUUGCUGACCCCAGCGUGUACAUCUGGAACAUGUCCGGAAACGGGGAGCUGACGCGCCUGGAAGAGCCCGGCAUAGCUCACCCCCGGCAGGUCAGGCACUGCGCCGAUUACGCCUCCAUCCGCCACCAGGUGGCGCAGGUGCUCCAAGUGCACGUAUCCCACUUCCAUUUCUCCCUCAACUGGUCCUCCCUCGUCCCCACGGGAAACGUGUCAGAGGCCAACGUCACCCUUCUGGCCUACUACGCCUGUUUCACGAGUGAGCUCCAGAAAGCCGGCGUGACCCCCGUGGUGAGCCUCUGGCACUAUAUGGGCAAGCAUUCCAGGCUUCCCGCCCCACUGGAGAUCAAACGGGGCUGGCAGAGCAACGACACAGUGCAGGCCUUCGCUAACUAUGCUAGGCUGUGUUACCGACAUCUGGGCGCCCAUGUCAAGCUCUGGAUCACCCUCAAUGAGCCCAACGGCAAGGACCUGAGCUACGAGGUAGGCCACAACCUCCUGCGAGCUCACGGCCUGGCGUGGAACGUGUACAACAGGGAGUUCCGCAAGGCCCAGGGUGGCAAGGUCUCGCUGACACUGCACAUGGACUGGGUGGAACCCGCCUACUCCUUCACUCGCAAGGACGUCAUUCCCGCCAGCCGCGUCCUGGACUUCCGCGUGGGCUGGUUCGCCGAGCCCAUCUUUGGCAGCGGCGAUUACCCCGUCGGCAUGAGGCAGUGGCUGCGACAGCGCAACAGCCUGGACCUGUUCAGCUACCACCUGCCCGCCUUCAGCCGGGAGGACGAGCGGCUUAUUAGGGGCAGCUACGACUUCUUCGCCCUCAGUCACUUCAUGACCUCCAUGGUCUCUGGCGCCGUGGAGGACAAGUACCUGUACGAGGCCACGCUGGAGGUGCACUACAUGUUCGACAUCACCUGGCUGAUGUCGAGCCGCCGCUCGCCCGUGGUCCCAUGGGGCCUUCGCAAGGCGCUGAGCUGGGUGUCCGCUCGCUACCCCAGUGUGCCCAUCUACAUCAUGGCCAACGGCGUGGAUGAAGACCCGGCCCGCUUCCAGGACAACCUGCGUGUCUACUACUUCCACAACUACAUCAACGAGGCCCUCAAGGCGUACCUCUUGGAUGGGGUCAACCUGCAAGGCUACUUCGCCUACGCCCUGAGCGACCAGUGGGACCCAGGCUUCGGCAUGUACGGCUACCUGCAGGAUGAGUCCGUGGUGAAACCAUCGCUGACUCUCUACCGCAGCAUCAUCCAGCGCAACGGCUUCCCGGCGCCCAGCGACGCGCCGCAGCUCUGUCCCCGGCCCGUCGAGCGCUGCCCCGGCUGCCGCCUGCUGGCAAGGCGCUCGGUCGUCGGCUUCCUGUCCCUGGUGGGAUCCGCACUCCUGCUCACCAUCGGUCUCAUUGUGUACUUCACCUCCAGGAGGCAGAAGUAACCCGGCUGCCUUACACUCCAGUACGGUACCUGCUUCCCGUCUGUCGCUGCUUUUCUUUCUCGGUUCGAGUCCGAAGACGACGGGAUGGAAAUAAUUUAAUUUACGCUGCUAUACGUGUGGUGCUUCAGCGUG